Anopheles darlingi is the source of this 912-nucleotide messenger RNA. RefSeq names its product brachyurin-like. Bases 1 to 912 code for a protein of 303 amino acids. Gene Ontology annotation, biological process: proteolysis. Lineage: Eukaryota; Metazoa; Arthropoda; Insecta; Diptera; Culicidae. Gene Ontology annotation, molecular function: serine-type endopeptidase activity. The record is from RefSeq and is a predicted model, not a curated record. The transcript has a single exon.
AUGAAGUCCAUCAGUGUGGUAGCGUUACUGGCGUUGGCCGCGUUUGCCAGUGCCGAGUGGAUCGACAUCGAUUGGUCGCAAGUUAAGCCAAUCGACGAGUUCGAUCACUACUGGACUCGUCUGCCGGCCGAAUUGCAAGUGUACCGCUACGCAACUCCUUCCCAACGCAUUGUCAACGGAGUGGAAGCCCUGCCAGGUCAGUUCCCGUAUCAAAUAGCGCUGCUUAGCAACUUCGCCUCCGGAACCGGUCUGUGCGGUGGAACCGUCCUCACAAACAACUUCAUCCUAACGGCGGCUCACUGUCUCGUCGAUGGUAAUAAUGUUCUGGCCUCUUCUGGUACGGCCAUCCUGGGGGCUCACGAUCGAACGCUCGUCGAACCGACCCAGCAGCGCAUCGGCUUUACUCAGGCUGGAGUGUUUGUGCAUUCGAACUACAUUGCAUCGACGAUCCGUAACGACAUUGCUACAGUGCGUCUGAAUAGCCCAGCUCAGUUCAAUGCUCGUGUUCAACCCAUCCGAUUGCCAGCCCGUUCCGAUGGUCGCGACUUCGCUGGAUUGGAAGGAACUGCAUCCGGAUUCGGUCGUACGUCGGAUACCAACCCGAACAGCGCUGCUGUCAUUAGUUUCACGCGCAAUCCGAUCCUCUCGAACGCUCAGUGCAACACCUUCUGGAGCACGACGUGGGUGCAGGAUCAAAACGUGUGCCUCAGUGCUGUUGGUGAUCGCACAAUCUGUCAUGGGGACUCUGGUGGUCCACUGACUGUCCACGAUGGUGGCAGCAGCCUGGAGGUUGGAAUUUCUUCGUUCGUGUCGUCAGCAGGUUGUGUGUCGGGAAUGCCCUCGGCCUUUGUGCGCGUCUCGUUCUUCCGGGACUGGAUCGAACAGAACUCGGACUACGUAUUUGACGCUUAA